Chenopodium quinoa (quinoa) is the source of this 2449-nucleotide messenger RNA. Its product is annotated as probable GTP diphosphokinase CRSH, chloroplastic. NCBI's taxonomy places the organism in Eukaryota, Viridiplantae, Streptophyta, Magnoliopsida, Caryophyllales, Amaranthaceae. Gene Ontology annotation, molecular function: calcium ion binding. The record is from RefSeq and is a predicted model, not a curated record. The coding region runs from base 95 to 1864 and encodes 589 amino acids. Gene Ontology annotation, biological process: guanosine tetraphosphate metabolic process. The transcript is spliced from 5 exons.
CAAAACACACCACAAUAACCAACUCCACAUACAUUAUCACUCUCACUCAAUCACCCGCCCAAAAUCCUCUCCCUUUCUCUCUCUUCAUCCUUCAAUGGAGCUCCGAUCUCACGACUUCAUUCUCCACUCAACAAUCCCCAAUCUCAAAACCCUAAUUCCAAUAUUCCGCGCUUCAACCACCCUUCUCCGGCGCCGGAUAACCGUCGCUUGCGUCCGAGCAUCGGCGGAAAAGGAAACUCCGGCGACGGCGUUGGAGCAGCCCGGUGGAAAAAUGGUGGCGGAACUCGUUGGAGCUUUCAAUCAGCUGACUGAAAGAAUGAACUAUAAUGUGUUAUCUACUAGCUCUUCUCGGAUUCUUUUUAAAGCUUUGAAGAUUUCAAUCCCAAUUUUGCAGACUCUUCCUUUGUCUCCUGAUGGUAGGUCACCUCUCUCUAAGGCGUUGACGGUUGCGGUUCUCCUUGCUGAUCUUCAGAUGGAUGCAGAGGUAAUUGCAGCCGGCAUACUAAGAGAAGUUUGGGAGGCUGGUGCAAUCUCUUUACAUGAAGUGAGAGAUAGGAUAGGUACUGGUACUGCUCAUUUACUGCAUGAAAGCCUGCGUGUGAAAAAGGCUCCAUUUGGAGCCGAGCUUCUGGAUGAUGAUAAUGCAGCUGCAAUAAGGAGGUUUUGUCUGACAUAUUAUGACAUCAGGGCUGUAGUUUUAGAUCUUGUCUUGAGGCUAGAUAUGAUGAGACAUCUAGAUUACCUUCCUAGAUAUCAGCAGAAGAUUAUUUGUCUUGAGGUCAUGAAAAUACACGCACCUUUAGCUCAUGCUGUGGGAACAUACUUCUUAUCGCUGGAGUUAGAGGAUUUAUCUUUCAGAUACUUGUUUCCUUCUUCUUACCUCUAUGUUGAUACAUGGUUGAAGAGGUAUGAGAAGGGUAGCAAGGAUUUAAUAGAGCUUUGUAGAGAUCACUUACUUGAAUCUUUGACUAUGGAUCCAUUGUUGCAGACGAUUGUUGAUAAUAUUUCAGUCAAAGGUCGAUAUAAAAGUCGUUAUAGCACCAUGAAGAAGCUUCUAAAAGAUGGCCGUAAGCCUGAGGAGGUAAAUGACGUCAUGGGCCUGAGAGUAGUGUUGAAGCCCAAGCCUGAUGUUGAUAUGACAGAAGUGGGAGACAAGGCAUGCUACAGGGCUCGAGAAAUUGUCCUUUCUUUAUGGAAAGAAAUGCCUAAUAGAACGAAAGACUAUAUAGCUAAACCAAAAGCUAAUGGAUACAGGAGCUUGCACAUGGCUGUUGAUGUGAGUGAUGAUGGUCAUGCAGUUCCGCUGAUGGAAGUACAGAUACGGACUACAGAGAUGGAUAUGUUAGCUUCUGGUGGAACAGCAUCCCAUUCCUUGUACAAAAGUGGGCUUACAGGUCCAGAAGAGGCAAAACGGCUCAAAGCCAUUAUGGUGGCUGCAGCAGAACUGGCUGCUUUGCGUCUUAAGGAUCUUCCAUCUGUGUACCAUAACUCAGAGAUUCAUCAGAAAGAUAGAGUGUUUUUCUUAUUAGACAAAAAUGGUGAUGGUAGGAUUAGCAUCGAGGAACUAAUGGAAGUGAUGGAAGAGCUUGGUGCCCAAAGGGAGGAUGCACAAGAGAUGAUGCAGCUUCUUGAUUCAAACAGUGAUGGUUCCCUGAGCUCUGAUGAAUUCGAGUCAUUCCAGAAGCAGGUUGACUUGAUGCGCAACAUUGAUGAUAGAGACGAACAAUAUAAAAUUAUGCUCGAGGAGAAGCUUCCCAUAGCUGAUGAAAGUGGCUUAAUUCAGAUUUACCGGAAAGAGCUCAGCAAUGGAGUUGCUGGCGUAAUUGGUUGCUAUGGCCACACUUCUUCUUGCGGCAAUUGGUAGCAUGAGGUGAGAGUCGAGCAUAACACUUGCGACAUACCUUCUUCUGAAGCUUGCAUCGGUAAGCUAAAGCUGCUAAGUGUGGUAGUACUAGUAAUGAAUAAGCAUAUAAGCCGCCACCACCAAGUCUUCAGGUAAGGUGAAUGGUCGAGCCACUCUUUAUGUUAUAAUGUGUCAGAGUGUACAUUUACUCUCCUCUUCCUUCACUUUGAAACUCAUUUUCAUCAAUGCCAUCUUCAAGUAGCUCUUUGUUACCAAAAAGAAGGCGUUGUUCGGGUUUUGGAACUCCUUCCUUUUCUUCAAUCUUUGACUUCAGGUCGUUUAUGGUGUUUUUUGGUUCGACGUCUAGGGUUAUGGUUGUCCCUGUUAAAGUUUGCACGAAGAUUUGCAUUUUAAAAAAAUGUCAAUCUUCUUCUUUUGAAUUUUUUUUGUAUUUGUUUUUUCUGGUUUUAGCUGCUUAUGAGUUUGUCAAAGUGACUUAAAUAGAGCAAGAGGAUCACAGUAUUUAUCACAUUUACAACCUAAACUUGGGGGCCAAGCGCCCAAGCUUGUAGGAAUGAAACAAUAUGUAAAAGGAUGGAUCAUCUA